AAAAUCGAUAUAUAUUCCCCUGAAAAUUUUUGAAGUGAAUAUAACCCCCAUGCUUUGGGGCUUAAGAAUGCUUUUGAAAUAAAGCAGAAGACAAUGGCAUUUUAAUAUUGGCAUAAAUUGCAUUUAAAUACAUUGUACCCAAAGCCGGCCUUGGACAAGGAGCUAAAAAUAUAUAAUACGUAUAUACAAUGGGCAAGGACUACUACAAGAUUCUAGGUAUAGAUAAAUCUGCCAACGAUGACGAAAUUAGAAGAGCAUAUCGUAAGAAGGCACUGCAGUACCAUCCAGAUAAAAACACUAGCCCUCAGGCAGAGGAGAUGUUCAAGGAAAUUGUGGCAGCGUACGAAGUGCUCUCGGAUAAAGAAAAGCGUGCUAUAUUUGAUAGGCACGGAGAGGAGGGCCUAAGUAGUUCGUCCACUACAUUUACACAGGCCACACCUGACGCAGAUAUGCUUCCUUUCAUCUGUGUUGUCGGCGGAUCUGUUUUGUUCGCAUUUGCGGCGUACAAAACAUACGAAUUUUUUACGAAGAAAAAGAAAGUUCAGGGAGCUGAUAACGAUUCAUCUUCAGAAUAAAAGUUGCAGUAAAAGUGAAGAUUUUAAUCUCGAAUGUGUGUGUAUAUAGAUGUACUCCAUGUCUGACAACUCAUAUUAAAACUAAUGCUUGUAUAAUUGU
Scaptodrosophila lebanonensis is the source of this 675-nucleotide messenger RNA. RefSeq names its product dnaJ protein homolog 1-like. Gene Ontology annotation, cellular component: nucleus; cytoplasm. Lineage: Eukaryota; Metazoa; Arthropoda; Insecta; Diptera; Drosophilidae. Gene Ontology annotation, molecular function: protein folding chaperone; protein-folding chaperone binding. The record is from RefSeq and is a predicted model, not a curated record. The coding region runs from base 189 to 575 and encodes 128 amino acids. The transcript has a single exon.